GGACGGUGCAGGCGCAGAGAAUUGAUUUGGCUGGCUUGGAUUUAAAGCGAUAGAAGCUGUUGGAGUCCUACAAGACGGUCCCCAAUACCCUCUCCUCAAGUCCUUGGGACCAUUUGGGUCCCCAGAACUGGGGAGAUGGUUUGCGGCGGAUUUGCCUGUUCCAAGAAUGCGUUAUGUGCUCUCAACGUGGUUUAUAUGCUCGUGGGCUUAUUGCUCAUUGGCGUGGCUGCCUGGGGCAAGGGCCUGGGCCUGGUGUCCAGCAUUCACAUCAUUGGAGGAGUCAUUGCUGUGGGAGUCUUCCUUCUCCUGAUUGCAGUGGCUGGGCUCGUGGGGGCUGUUAACCACCACCAAGUGCUGCUCUUCUUUUACAUGAUCAUCCUUGGCUUGGUCUUCAUCUUCCAGUUUGGAAUCUCUUGCUCAUGUCUGGCUAUUAACCGCAGCAAACAGACAGAUGUCAUCAAUGCGUCUUGGUGGGUCAUGAGCAACAGUACCCGGCAUGAAUUGGAGAGAAGCUUUGAUUGCUGUGGUUUGUUCAACCUUACAGCUCCAUACCCACAAGACGAUACUUCCUGCGGUGCGAUGUGCAAGACCAGGAGUUCUGCAUGCCAGAUGUGUGGGGAGAAGUUCCUUAAACACUCAGACAAAGCCCUGAAAAUCCUAGGUGGUGUUGGGCUCUUCUUUAGCUUCACAGAGAUCCUUGGUGUUUGGCUGGCAAUGAGAUUCCGGAAUCAAAAGGACCCCCGAGCCAACCCCAGUGCCUUUUUGUAGAUUCGGUCUUCCAGAUAGCCUAGACUGGCUCCCAACUUUCUAUGUAAUCAAGGAUGACCUUGGGUUCUGGAUCCCCCCUGCCACAGCCCCCAGGUGGUAGGAUUACAGGUGUGUCACCACACUCAGCAAGUCUCUGGGUCCUCCUGACUUGGUUUUGCAUUCUCCCAGCUUUUUAUACCACCCCCCACCUAGAGUUUUGAAAACCUGGGGUGGGGACCGCCAUCUGGUUUUUGUUUUAAAAGAAAAAAAGGCCCCUCGCCUCAUUUCCUAAAACCCAUCAAGUGAUAGACAAAUUUUGUCUUACAUAUUUUGAUGGGAACAAGAUAUAGGGAAAGGAAAACUUUAUACCUCCCCCUAGAAAAUACAGUAUACUCUUAGAAGCAUGAGCAGGGGCUGCAUGCCCUUCAUAACCAUUUCCCCUCCUUUUGACUCCUUAGGUUGGCUCCAAGGACAAAUCAGAAAGUACCAGGGGGAAACAACUUUCUUGGGUGGGGGAGGCAGUGCUGGGGCUUUAGCCCAGGGCCUCACACAUGCCAGGCAAGUGUUUCCACCACUGAACUACAGCCCCAGCCCCACUCACAAGUCUUGCCAAGGCAGGACCCAGAAUGAAGCAGUGAACUCAAAACUAAAGCCAUUUUAACUGAGUAUUCAGAGAAAGAAAUUGAAAGAUUCUUUCUAACCUUGUCAGCCAAAGAGCUGGGCUGCUCAUCUGGGUCCUGUGUAACCGUCUACAGAUGUUACAGGGAACCUUCCCACGGGGCCCUCAAAUCUCCCAAAGGCAAAGCCAAUCAGAAAAACAUUAAAGAAAAAAAAGACCAUA
Messenger RNA from Microtus oregoni (creeping vole), 1588 nucleotides. RefSeq names its product tetraspanin 31 (gene Tspan31). Lineage: Eukaryota; Metazoa; Chordata; Mammalia; Rodentia; Cricetidae. Bases 136 to 768 code for a protein of 210 amino acids. The transcript has 6 exons. Gene Ontology annotation, cellular component: membrane. The record is from RefSeq and is a predicted model, not a curated record.